CCAUAAGUUUUCCUCUUUUCUGUUGUUCAUUUACUUAACCCCCUCUUCAUUUGUCCUUCUCUAGACUUCCAAUUGAGAGGCUCUUUAGCCUCUGCUUCCUGUUUCAUUUUCUCUUGCCAGUACUGGCACCUGCCUCGGACUUCUGGGCUUUCACAUAUCAAGUUAGCCUUGCUGCUCCAUCAUGGCAGGCAUAAAGCAGGACAGCAAACUACUGGAGGAUGUGAUCUGCCCCAUCUGCAUGGAAAUUCUACAGAAUCCUGUCACCAUUGACUGUGGGCACAACUUCUGUCUGCAAUGCAUCAAUCAGGUUGGGAAAACUGCAGAAAACCUCCAAUGUCCGCUCUGCAAACUCCCUGUGAAUAAGAAUACGUUGAGGCCCAGUGAGCUGUUGACUACUCCUGAAGAGGAAAUCCAGGCUAAGGGUCAUGCUGAGAACCAACCAGAAGAAGAAGAGCCAAGAUGUCUGAAGCACAAGAAAAAGUUAAAUUACUUCUGUGAGAAGGAUAAAGAGUUCCUCUGCUUGGUGUGUCGUGACUCUAAGGACCACAAAACCCAUGACGUUACCUUGAUAGAUGAGGCUGCCCAGAACUACAAGGUGCAGAUUGAGACACAGCUCCAGAUCUUGGGGCAAAAGGACAAGGAAAUAAUUAAAGAGAAAAAGGAAUGUGAGGAGGCAACCCAGGUGUUCAGGGCCCGAGUACAUCUAGAGAAACUCAAGAUACUUCAGGAAUUGAAGAAUGUGCGCCAGAGACUGGAAGAGGAAACGAUAUUUCUCCUGUCCAGGCUGAGCUUGCUGGAGCAGGAGGGAGUCAAGCAGACAGAAGAGUAUGUCACUGAAACAGAGAGACAGCUGACCACCCUCAGAAACUACAUGGAGUACCUGAAAAAUAGGCUACAAGCGCCAUCCAUGGAGCUACUGGAGGAUCUAUCAACAUAUCUUCACAGGGAUACAGAAUUUCAGUUUCAGAACCCAACCCCAGUUCCUAACCUGGAUAAAAAAGUCAGUGAAGCAAAAGCAAGUAAUGAGUCCAAGAUAGAAAGACUGACUCUCCUCACAGACAACUUGACAACUGAAGGAAAGGAAGAUAAAAGCACAUUCCUGAACAGCCUGGAUAUAAAGGACACAAAGAACUGGCUCCUGUUACAGAUGAACAACUCAGAGUUGCUCAGCUCAGAACCUAUGACCCUGGACAUGGCCUCAGCUGACCCAAACCUCAUCUUUUCUCAGGAUCUAAAGAAAGCAAGCUUGUAUGUCAUCGAUGGCAAAUCUAAUACUCAGGCAAAACCUCGACAACUCUAUCCUUUCCACUGUGUGAGGGGCUCCCCAGGCCUCUCCUCAGGCUGUGUGGUGUGGGAGGCAGAAAUCCAGGGACCCCCAGGUAUGCUUGGCAUAGUGGGUGUGGUCGCCAAGUUGCCUCAGGGGUCCCAGAUUCAGAACUCUGAGCCAUGCUGCUUGUGGGCAUUGCGGAUCUCGUCCUCUGGAUGUCAGCCAAUCACCAACUGCAGUACCCAGAAGAAUCUCUCAAUCUGUCUUACGAAAGUGGGUGUCUAUGUGGAUUAUGACCGUGGAGCUAUCAUCUUCUAUGAUGCAAUCACUAACAAACAUGUCUACACCUUCCAAACUUCCUUUGACAGACAGGUCUUUCCCCUUUUUGGGCUUUUCCCUACCUGCAGAUCUAUCACCCUGAGCCCCUAGGGCUGCUCUCCCGUGGGUCCCUUAGUCUCUUCCCCACCCAUCCCUCAUGAUUGAAUGCAAGUGGCAGGAAUGAAGCUUAGCCCUUCUCAGGCACACUACAUACCCCAUACACACUCCAUACACCCUACACACCCUAAACACCCUAUACACACUGCACACCCUAAACAUAUAUACACACACUACACACCCCACACACCCUAAAAACCCCACCCACCCUACACACCCCACACACCCUGCACACCUUACACACCCUACACCCACUACACUACACACACACCCUACACACUUUACACAUACUUCUUUCCCUGAGUAAAGAAGACAGUGGACUCUCAAAUACUAACCACAAUGGUUUUCAUCACUGCACUUCAUAAAAUGACAUAAUUGAAAAUGGCCAAACUUUAUCAACAGUUAAGUAGAAAAUAUCUGGCCACUCCCUGCUUGAGAUGCAAGUCCAAGACGCCGUCCAGCACCCUGCCUGCCCCUUUCUCUACUUCACUACCUGCAGCUCCCAUGACUCUAAACUUGAACAACCGACUCUCACCCUUUCCUGAAGUCUGAGAACCAGAGGCUACUUGCAGAAUCAAGUCUAACUAUAAGUAUGACAAACAUAGAUGACUAUUGAUCUAUAAUUCUUAAUACCUAUAUAACUUAAAGAUUAAGACAAUAAACAACUGUGUAAUAAAUGAGGACAAUGACCUCCAAAUGUAAAUGAUGUAUAAGUAUCUUGAUCAGAGGUAGAAAUGUACAUUGAAAUAUAAUAAAUUUAUAUCAAUAUAUAAAAACUUGUUUUAAGCAGAGGUAGAAGCAUGCAUGCAUACAAUAUUCUAUAUAAUUUAACUUUGUAUGUGCUUCCCACAGCAGCAUUUUCUACCCCUUUUUGUUUGUUUAACAUAUCCUUUAUAGUUCAAUUUGAUCUUUCUAUAACUACUUGACCUGUAGGAUUGUGUGGUAUACCUGCAACAUGCUUAAUAUUAUAAUAUGCAAAAAAUGUUUCAUUUUCCUAGAGACAUACACUGGACCACUAUCUGUCUUUAUUUGUGCAUGUAUACCCAUGAUGGC
Molecule: messenger RNA, 2755 nt
Organism: Alexandromys fortis (reed vole)
Lineage: Eukaryota; Metazoa; Chordata; Mammalia; Rodentia; Cricetidae
Product: E3 ubiquitin-protein ligase TRIM31-like
Exons: 8
Coding region: 182-1696 (504 amino acids)
Biological process (GO): protein ubiquitination; innate immune response; host-mediated suppression of symbiont invasion
Cellular component (GO): cytoplasm
Molecular function (GO): protein binding; zinc ion binding; ubiquitin protein ligase activity
Source: RefSeq, a predicted model, not a curated record